This is a messenger RNA of Chinchilla lanigera (long-tailed chinchilla), 2943 nucleotides long. RefSeq names its product methionyl aminopeptidase 1 (gene Metap1). The transcript has 13 exons. Bases 1 to 1452 code for a protein of 483 amino acids. The record is from RefSeq and is a predicted model, not a curated record. Gene Ontology annotation, biological process: proteolysis. Lineage: Eukaryota; Metazoa; Chordata; Mammalia; Rodentia; Chinchillidae. Gene Ontology annotation, molecular function: metalloaminopeptidase activity.
AUGGAUUUGUCCCUUAUUGGUGAUUUUCACUUUGAUAACAUGGUUAUGAGAGAUAAUACAAAAAAUAUUGUUUGCACUGACUAUCCGGUGAUUGUGCUAGCAUUACCAGCACUAUACAUUUUGAAUAGUGCAGUAGGGGUGGUGGAGCUUGUAGAACAAAAACUCUGGCAGAAGGGAAAGGCCACAGGACGCUGCUGCCAAACACCUGUGAGCGGGCACGCGUGCCUCGGGCCUCUGCGCGGACUUCGCGGAGGCCGCCGCUCUGUCUCCACCCCGCGCGGAGUAAGGGCCACUCCUCCCCAAAGCCUCCCGGCCUUUGCCCGCGCUGGCGGUAGGGCUCGCAGCCAGCUAGUCCCAGCGCGGGUAGGGCCCAGCCGGCCUCCGUCUAGUCCGCAGCGCGCUCGCCCGGAGGAAUGUUUUAAAGGAAGUUGGGCUACUCACAAGUUACUACAUAAGAAAGCAAAAGAUGAAAAGGCAAAGCGAGAAGUGUCUUCCUGGACCCUGGAAGGUGAUAUUAAUACAGACCCGUGGGCAGGAUAUCGAUACACUGGUAAACUCAGACCACAUUAUCCGCUGAUGCCAACAAGGCCAGUUCCAAGUUAUAUUCAAAGACCAGAUUAUGCUGAUCAUCCCUUAGGAAUGUCUGAAUCUGAACAGGCUCUUAAAGGCACUUCUCAAAUUAAGUUACUUUCAUCUGAAGAUAUAGAAGGGAUGAGACUUGUAUGUAGGCUUGCAAGAGAAGUUCUGGAUAUUGCUGCUGGGAUGAUUAAACCAGGUGUGACUACUGAAGAAAUAGAUCAUGCUGUACACUUAGCAUGCAUUGCAAGAAAUUGCUAUCCUUCUCCUUUGAAUUACUAUAAUUUCCCAAAGUCUUGUUGUACCUCAGUGAAUGAAGUCAUUUGCCAUGGAAUUCCAGACAGACGACCUUUGCAAGAAGGUGACAUUGUUAAUGUGGACAUCACUCUUUACCGCAAUGGUUAUCAUGGGGACCUGAAUGAGACGUUUUUUGUUGGCGAUGUGGAUGAGGGAGCACGGAAACUAGUGCAGACAACAUACGAGUGCCUGAUGCAAGCCAUUGAUGCAGUGAAACCUGGUGUUCGAUACAGAGAAUUGGGAAACAUUAUUCAGAAGCAUGCUCAAGCAAGUGGAUUUUCAGUUGUUCGAAGUUAUUGUGGGCAUGGAAUUCAUAAGCUUUUUCAUACAGCUCCCAAUGUACCCCAUUAUGCCAAAAAUAAGGCUGUUGGAGUGAUGAAGUCGGGCCAUGUAUUUACAAUCGAGCCAAUGAUUUGUGAAGGUGGGUGGCAAGAUGAAACCUGGCCAGAUGGUUGGACCGCGGUGACGAGAGAUGGAAAGCGUUCUGCUCAGUUUGAGCAUACUCUGCUGGUAACAGACACUGGCUGUGAGAUCCUGACCCGGCGACUGGAUAGUACACGGCCUCACUUCAUGUCCUAAUUUUAAUUUCUCCCAAGAUGACACAUCUCAAAAAUACCUUUUUACUGUACUAUGCAUUUUAUUGAGAGUACAGAAAGGAAGAGGGAAUUUUUUAAUCACUUACUUUGUUUUGAUAAGAGUGUUGUACAGCAUUGGUGUGAAUCCUCAAGAACUUGUCUUGAGUCUGAAAAAGCUGAGAAGAAUAAAGGAAACAUUGCUUAACUCCUUUUAAUAUUCUCCUCAGCCCCUGUUUUCUGAAUACCUGUUUUCUCAUUUGCCCCUUGAGCACUUUCACUUAAAGCUUCGUCUAGUUGCUUUUAGCACUGCCAUAGACUGGCCAUCAGGAGCCAGCUGCUUUCCAGUGAAUGUGGAAAAUGAAAAUCCUUGAAACUCUAGCAACAUCUGUUGCUCCAGAUUUUUUAUUUUAUAUAUAUUUGGAAAUAUAUAUAUGUAUACAUUUUAAAUUCCAUAUACACAAUUGAGAACACCAUGUGACCUUUGGUUUAGGUUAAUUCUGUUCUGGCAGGGUUAUUUGCUGUCAUAAAUGGAUGCAUAGUUUAUAGUGACUUAAUUUCUAGCUGGGAAUUGGCCUCUCUGUCCUUCUUGCUAAUUGUUUAUACCUGUAAUUGUGUGGAGGGAAGCACUCAGUGAGACCUUCCCAGUGUCCACUUUGGGUCACCAGAUGACUGUGGUAACAUUCAGUUCAGAAGCAUAUCAAACUUUUAGAAGUCUAGCUUAUGGCAAAAAUAGUUAUGUUCUAAGUGCUGGGUGAUGUUGAAAGGCAUGAGAAGUUUACAAUGCGCUGCCAUUUCAGAAUUCUAUUGGUCAGAAAUGGGAAAGGACAAGCCCUUUUACUUCUCCUCUCCUAUUUUGAGGGCAUGCCUUGGAGACACUGAAAAAAGGUAGAGGUUGCCCUGUGGGAUGAUGGGAAAGAGUUCUAAAAUGUUUCUGGCUGUGAGCACAGUAAAUCAGGGGGCUAUGAGAACCUGACAUUUAGUAAACCUAAUAGUGAUGAGGAAGGGACAUUUUGAGUAUCAUAACCUUGCAUAGGGAUACUGCUGUGUGUGGUGUGCUGAAAAUACAUACCACCUAUUCAUAAUGGAGAACCUCAUUAGAAAUAGCCUUGGUUGCCCAAUAUCUAUGUUUCUUUCAACAAUUGUUUAGAUAGAAGUGUACACUGAAGAUAGAUCAUAAAGUCUUUGUCAGUAGACAGUGUAGUGUACUUGAUUACUGGGUGUCUGAUGACUUUCUAGUAAUUUGGUACCACUGACACAUUAUACUUGUAAAAGAACAUCUUUCCCAGAGUGCCUCAGACCUUAUUGCUUUGAGAAUUAUGAUGUUUUCAUUACUUUUAUUAUUUUAAUGAUUUAGUAAAGUGACUAAAUCUGGUAUAGGCUUUUGGGGUAUGUGUGUAAAGUUUUUAUCAAACUGUAAUAUUUGUGAAUGGAAUGCCUUGUAAUAUGAAUGUUAAUAUAAUGUGUAAAGGGAGAUUAAAAAGUUUAAAUAAUUAUA